This is a messenger RNA of Brachypodium distachyon (stiff brome), 1033 nucleotides long. RefSeq lists its product as uncharacterized. The transcript has 7 exons. The record is from RefSeq and is a predicted model, not a curated record. Lineage: Eukaryota; Viridiplantae; Streptophyta; Magnoliopsida; Poales; Poaceae. The coding region runs from base 130 to 564 and encodes 144 amino acids.
AACAACAAAUAUGGCUUCGGGCUUGCAGUACAAAGCCAGCAGCGUCGCUCUCGAUCCACAACACGCUGCCCCCGGCCCGUCUUCUUCCAGUCCAACCCUACACCGGCGUCCGAUCAAACCCCCUCCCAGAUGGCCGCCACCGCCCCGGCUCCAUCUCCAGCUCCGGCACCGGUGUCGUCAUCAACUCGCCCGAGACUAUCCGGGUUCCAGCCGUUGGACGAGCGCAUCAAGGAGCUGACCUCGUCGCAGGGGGAGUUGCUGGGCAGGAUCCAGAGCCUCAAACUGGAGGUGCAAACCUGGCGCUCCAAUCUCGAGGCGCAGGUCAAGACAUGCCAGAAUGAGCUUCUGGAGGCGAAGGAGGGGCUCAACUCUGAAGUGCAGCACCUGAAAUCGGAUAUCAAUCAGAUCAGGUCUGCAAUCCAGGAAGAGAAGGACAGCUUCACAACUCCAUUCAGAAAUUUAGAGGAGAGCAAUGCCGAAACAGAGCAAGCCAGGCAGACCCAAGACCAAGAACUCAAGAUUGAUGAUGCUCAUACCGAACAACAGACUGCAAUGCAAGCAUAAAUUUGUGACCCCUGAUAUACUCAAACUCAUGCUGGUGAAUCUUCAGCAUUGUUCCGUGGAUCACACAAAAAGUUGGUAAAUAAAUUGACAUGGAUUCGAUAAAUAUAUACAUUAGAUCAGGAGCAGCCAAACUCUCUUGCACAGCACACUUGCAAGCGUACUAAUACACAUAUUAUACCAGUAUCAGCAAGCUGAAGUGCCGUGUUCCGACAUCUUGUCAGGGUUAGACGUCAUGUGUACUGCUCCCUCCGUCCAACAAAAGAUGUCUCAACUUUAACUAAAUUUGAAUGCAUCUAUACACUGAGCCAUGUCUAAAUACAUCCAAAUUUUGACAAACUUGAGACAUCUUUUGUUGGACGGAGGGAGUAUAAGAAUUGCUUUCUUUUUUGUAAUAAUCAUGUGUACGGACAUACCUUAUAUUUAGAAAUGCAGUGUUAAGACAAAUAUUUCCAUACAUGCUUUAAAUCAA